Messenger RNA from Xenopus tropicalis (tropical clawed frog), 1525 nucleotides. It is a transcript of the gene auh, whose product is annotated as AU RNA binding protein/enoyl-CoA hydratase. The record is from RefSeq and is marked provisional. Gene Ontology annotation, cellular component: mitochondrion; mitochondrial matrix. Gene Ontology annotation, molecular function: catalytic activity; enoyl-CoA hydratase activity; RNA binding. Lineage: Eukaryota; Metazoa; Chordata; Amphibia; Anura; Pipidae.
CAGCAAACAUGGCGGCUCUGGCAGGUCUGAGGGUCUUGAGCUGCGGCAGUGGAGCAAGGCUGACUUCAUGCGCCGCCUCGUGGUUGCUACCUCGCAGCCCCCCAGCAACACAGGUACAGGUGGGGCUCAGUGGGUGCGGCCACGGAGAGCGCUAUUACAGCUCGGCCGAGAAGGGCGAAGACGAGCUAAGGGUCAGAUACUUGGAAGGUGACGAUCAAGGUAUUGUGGUGCUUGGGAUCAAUCGACCACAGGCCAAAAAUGCAAUUAGUAAAGGUCUGGUUAAAUCGAUGAUGAAGAUGAUAGAUUCUCUGAAGGGUAAUAACAAAGUAAGGACAGUGGUCUUACGGAGUGAAGUUCCUGGAGUCUUUUGUGCAGGAGCUGACCUAAAGGAAAGAGCCAAAAUGCACCCUAGCGAAGUUGGACCUUUUGUAACAAAAGCUCGAGCUCUUAUGAACGAAUUUGCUAAUCUACCAAUGCCAACCAUUGCUGCCUUGGAUGGAGCUGCAUUAGGAGGAGGCCUAGAGAUGGCUAUGGCCUGUGACAUCAUAGUAGCAGCUUCUUCUGCUAAAAUGGGUUUGGUUGAAACAAAAUUGGCAAUUAUUCCUGGCGCAGGAGGAACACAGAGACUACCACGUGCAGUUGGAGUGGCUUUAGCGAAAGAGCUUAUCUUCUCUGCUCGUGUACUGGAUGGAAAUGAAGCAAAGUCUUUGGGAUUGGUCAGUCACGUGGUGGAACAGAAUGAUGCUGGUGAUGCAGCUUUUAAAAGAGCUGUUGCACUAGCACGUGAAUUCACGCCUCAGGGACCUAUUGCACUGCGAAUGGCUAAAUUAGCAAUUAACCAAGGCAUAGAAGUGGACUUGGCAACUGGUUUAGCAAUAGAAGAAGCUUGCUAUGCUCAGAUUAUUCCAACGAAGGAUAGAAUUGAAGGUCUGCUAGCAUUUAAAGAAAAAAGACCUCCUCGUUACAAGGGCGAGUAAGGGAAUGUUCCAAUACCUUUCAUAUGAGUUUGAUUAAAAAAAAAAGGAGAAACGCAAAACACAAACAUGUUUUUGGGACCUUUUACCUACAUGCUGCCUCAGUAAGUGGAAUUUCACAACCAUGGAUAUCAAAGUAAACAAUGAAGAUAUUUGACCAUUUGGAAUGCGCCCAUACAUGUAUAUAUAUGACAUAUGUAUGAAUUUAAAUCAUUCUCAUACAGUAUCAAGGUGCCUGUAGUGACAUGCAAGGUCGCAUUUUCAUAAGCCUGCUCUUUUCAACUUGAAAUGUGACCAACUCAGUUCCAUAUGCCUGGGAUGCAAAUGAAAAGAUCUUUGUGUGAUGUUUUUGUUGUUUGUCUAUCUUUCUUUGCUUUAGAUGUGUAUUUUACAAGAUGUGAUGCACACAGAAAUUCAAAGUGAUGUUAAAAAAGCCAUAGAUAGCAAUUAUACAUUUUAUUAACUGAUUAUGUGCGCCAAAUGGGCUCAAUUACAGUAAGUCGUUGUCUGUAAAUACACAUUCAAUAACUUCAAUAAAAAUAAUAAACACA